Molecule: messenger RNA, 470 nt
Organism: Diorhabda sublineata
Lineage: Eukaryota; Metazoa; Arthropoda; Insecta; Coleoptera; Chrysomelidae
Gene: RpS21
Product: 40S ribosomal protein S21
Exons: 4
Coding region: 135-386 (83 amino acids)
Biological process (GO): endonucleolytic cleavage to generate mature 3'-end of SSU-rRNA from (SSU-rRNA, 5.8S rRNA, LSU-rRNA); translation; endonucleolytic cleavage in ITS1 to separate SSU-rRNA from 5.8S rRNA and LSU-rRNA from tricistronic rRNA transcript (SSU-rRNA, 5.8S rRNA, LSU-rRNA)
Cellular component (GO): cytosolic small ribosomal subunit; ribosome
Molecular function (GO): structural constituent of ribosome
Source: RefSeq, a predicted model, not a curated record
UAGUGUGUAUACACAACGGAACGUACUUUUUAUUGACAGUUGACAUACGACGCAAGUUAUUUAUCCCUUUUUAAAGUCUACAAAGUAAAAGUAACCUUGUUUCUCCAUUUUUUAACAAAAUAAAAGUAUAAAAUAUGGAAAACGACGCUGGAGAAACUGUUGAUUUAUACUGUCCAAGAAAAUGUUCUGCUAGUAAUAGAAUUAUUCACGCUAAAGAUCAUGCUUCGAUCCAACUAACCAUCGCCGAUGUAGACCCAGUAACAGGAAGAAUGACCGAUGGUUCGAAAAGUUACGCUCUUUGUGGAGCUAUCAGAAGAAUGGGAGAAUCAGAUGAUUGUAUCGUAAGGUUAACCAAAAAAGAUGGAAUUCUAGCCAAGAAUUUUUAAUGUCUUAAGACUUUGAUGAAGAAGUUGUUUAUGGAAUGAUCUGUAUACUGAUUUCUUCAUUUAAUAAACGUAUUUUUAAAAGUU